Messenger RNA from Eptesicus fuscus (big brown bat), 393 nucleotides. RefSeq names its product 60S ribosomal protein L35a-like. Gene Ontology annotation, molecular function: structural constituent of ribosome. The record is from RefSeq and is a predicted model, not a curated record. The transcript has 2 exons. The coding region runs from base 1 to 393 and encodes 130 amino acids. Gene Ontology annotation, biological process: cytoplasmic translation; ribosomal large subunit biogenesis. NCBI's taxonomy places the organism in Eukaryota, Metazoa, Chordata, Mammalia, Chiroptera, Vespertilionidae. Gene Ontology annotation, cellular component: cytosolic large ribosomal subunit; ribosome.
AUGAAUGAAAAGACAGACUACUUCAGUGGAGAAUUUGAGUCUAUGAAUAGGAAUCAAAUCGACAUUCUAGAUAUGCUGUGGUCCAAGGCCAUUUGUGUUGGCUAUACGUUGCGUCUCUGGAACCAGAGGGAGCACACAGCUCUUCUUAAAACUGAAGGUGUUCAUGCUCAAGAUGAAACUGAAUUCUAUCUAGGCAAGAGAUGUGCUUAUGUGUACAAAUCAAAGAACAACACAGUGACUCCUGGUGGCAAACGAAACAAAACCAGAGUAAUCUGGGGAGAGGUAACUCACGCUCAUGGAAACAGUGGCAUGGCUCGUGCCAAAUUCCAAAUCAGCCUUCUGGCUAAGGCCAUUGGACACAGAGUCCAUGUAAUAUACCCCUCAAGGAUUUAA